Messenger RNA from Gossypium arboreum, 2250 nucleotides. RefSeq lists its product as uncharacterized. Lineage: Eukaryota; Viridiplantae; Streptophyta; Magnoliopsida; Malvales; Malvaceae. Bases 886 to 2139 code for a protein of 417 amino acids. The record is from RefSeq and is a predicted model, not a curated record. The transcript has 3 exons.
AGUCAAGAACUGGAACUGAAAAAAGAAAAACACUGACAAAACUGGAAGGGCCUGUAGCAAGUGUUUGACAACAAAGAAUCGUACUGGCCUUCCUUCUGGCAUCUAUUUUUGAACCUUUGGUUUUUGAAGAAAAUUGAAGACUGAUUGUUGAAAAUCACAUGGCAAAUUUAUUUCUAUACUUAAUUCUAGCUAUUCUAUCUGAACCUCACGCCUAAAUUUGGGGAACCUUUUCCUUUUUUUUUUUUUGACCUCUCCUUAGAUUGUUUCCUCAGAUAUUGUUGGGAAAAAUUGGGAAUCUCCUUAUUUUUAGAAUUUUCACACUCUCUUCUUUAUCUAUUAUGAUUUUCAAUUUCCAUUUACUCUUUUCUUCUUUCAAUUUCCCGAAGCUUCAAAUCGUCGCAUGAUUCUGACAUAGCAAAAGAUGCCUUGUGCCCUUCCACAAACCCAUCUAGAUAAUCAGAAAGUGUCAGAGGUAGGACAGACUAACCGGUCGAAGAAUUUUUUGCAGCUUAACGGUUCAAGAAGAUCAUCAGAGGUGUGCCAUUGCGACAUUCCCUACACUUGAAUCUGAUGGGCAGUGGAGAAUCUUUGCACUACCCUUGCAAUGCUUUGAUCACACUAACCAUUUAAGAUCUGGAAAUCAGGUGAAUAUGAAUGACCUGCAUCUGAUCUCCUCUUCAUCUGUCAAUUCAUUUAUGGUUGAUAGAUGGAAGACACAGAAAGGGCCUCAACCUGCAGUUACUUAUCCUGCCAAGCCAUUUAGAGGCAGAAGCUUUUCUGGAUCCAAUGUCCAACAUCAAUUUUGCAACAAGACCUUUUCUGGUAAAAUAAAUAAAUUUAGUGAAGUGUCAAGCAAUUCUUCCUAUCAUUUUUCCAUCACUUGCAAUGGUUCCUCUGCUGUUACGUCAAAAGGAUUUAUUGCUAUGUUCAUUGAUUGUUCCAAGGAAAACAAGUCCAAAAGGAGAAAUUCACAAAAGAGGACAAAAAAAAAAGGGAAAACAUAAAAAGAAACAGUUCUGUGAUGUUGGCUCUACGGAGUCAGAAGUUUAUUCGCAGUAUACCCGUGCAACUUCAGCAUCUGAAAUCUGUGAUAAUAAUGACAUAGAUUGUUGUAUAGUAGUAUCAGGUGCAACUUCACCAGAAGUUUCACCCUCUGAUGGCUUGCUUAAUGUGAUUGAUUUUGCAGAAAGCAGCAAUGGUGCUGUUACAAGUUCUGGUUCACCAAAUAUAAGCACAUCUGAUGUUGACGAAGUGGAUAUAACUGGAUCUGUUGUACCUACUCAAGUUCAGAAGUUUCCUAGGGAGCAUCAUUUAAAUAAUUGUGAAAUUGGUAGUGAAGACCAGCAACUUUCCAGGUGUCAAGGAGCUAUAGAGAGGAAACAUCUUUCACAUAUGGGCCCUCUAGAAGGUUUACAUGAGAAGGAUUUCUCUGAUAUGCAUAAUUCUCUAGCCUUGGACUCAGUUUCUGUUGGUUCAAACAGUGAAGACAGUACAAGUGCUGGUCAUAUUGUGAAGCCAUUUAAUGACAACAUCCAUGAAAUCAGUCAAUCAGAGCUACCCGGUUCCAGUACCAAGGAGGACUCCUAUCAUCAAAAAUCAUUAUGUAGUACUGUAGAAACCCAUGAGUAUAUGGGGGAAAGCAAGCAUGGUCUGGCUUGUAGCAGCCUUGGUGGACGAAUGGUGGCAUCAGGCAAGAGGGGUAAGAAAUUUAAAUGUAUUCCUGGGACUCCUAGUACUUGCAAACCUGGAACUAUGGGAAGCUUGCAUGGUCGAAUGAUAACAGAGAACAGUCAUUCUGUUUGGCAAAGGGUUCAGAAGAAUCCUGUAGAGAAAUGCUGCUCUGAAUUGAAGAAAACGGGUCCAAUAUGCUCAGAGUUUAAUGUUUCUUUAAAGGAUGCUCCUGUGCUGAAAGGAAAUCCUAAUGCUACCAAUGUAACAAACUUAUCUAUUACUGAUGGCAAGAGGAAGCUAAAAAGCAUGGUUCCUAGGAAGUUCAAAAGAAAAGUUACUCCAGCAUCAAAACAAGAAAACAACAGUUUUUCCAGGAAGGAAUGUCAUCCCAUCAAGGUAAAUUUAAAUGCUCAUGUGAAGACUAGCAUGCCAAAAAGUGCUAUUAGAUGUUUCAAAUCCUAUGUAUGACCAUGUAUUAACUAAAAAUCUUUCAAGGUCUUUUUCUCAGGUUGAUUGUCCAAGGCUUGGGACCAUGAAAACUGAAUCAGUUAACAACUUUCAAGCUGGUCCAAGCAGCAC